This is a messenger RNA of Trichoderma atroviride IMI 206040, 4521 nucleotides long. The record is from RefSeq and is a predicted model, not a curated record. NCBI's taxonomy places the organism in Eukaryota, Fungi, Ascomycota, Sordariomycetes, Hypocreales, Hypocreaceae.
AUGCCGAGUCUACUUAUUCCUGAGCAUGUUGAUCUGCUCGGUAACCCGAAUCCUGUUUUGAAGUGGCUUGAAGACCAGGAUGUGGAAAGCCAACAGAGUUAUGCCCAAAACAUCUUCGAUACCAUUCUUGGGGAAGCCGCUCAACCCAGAUCCGUCUCAGGCAACGCCUGUGUGAGGCUUUGCGGCUUUGUGGAGAGGGCUUCCAAAUCUGAGUCACAGGCGCUCCAGCCUUGGGCCUUUUCUCGGGAUGUAGCUUUUCGGCUGUACGACUUCUACAUUGAUUGGAAUGAGUUUGAUCAUCAUCGAUCCAUGAGGCUUGUUCUAGACUUGAUAGCGCAGCUUCUCCGGAGAAAUCCUGAUAAGGAAGCGGCUCUGCACAUACGAAAUUCCCUCCUGGAGAAUCUUGUCUCCAUCGUAAUCGGCCGUUCUACUAAACCUGUGGCCAAGUCAGCGCUCAAGACUCUUGACUACUUCCUACUCAAAGGAGUUUUCACCUUGGAUGACGUCAAAGCAACUCAUCUCUCAUAUCAUGAAGAAUUAGCCAAUGCUACGGAUAUUGAGAUAUGGAGGGUCUUCACGACAGAGCUGCUACAAUGGACUCGGUUACACUUUAUUUGCCCUGCAGCUGGCAAGUUCAUAUGGCUGCUCGACUUUCUGUCUGAAGAACCGACUCUAUUGGAGAACUUCAAAAAUUACAUAUUCUCUCCCCUCUUCAAGGCCGAUAGACCGGAGAGUCUGAAGUUUCUGCAGCAUGUGAACCGGAAUGAGUCCGGCUCUGCUAUCACAGCUGGUUCUGAUGAUUUUGGCGCAAAUAUUGGCAGCGACCAGUCAGUCGAGGACAAUUCAUCCAUCACUCUGCAAGAAAACGCCCUUGAGAGCGUUCUGACGCAUCCCUCCCACGAGGUUCGGACAUCAGCACUCAGUCUUCUCAUUAGCUCCCCGUCGACAACACGACCAUACUCGGCUACCACUUUGGACCUCCUCAAAAGACAUCUAGCCACAUUCUUUGCCGAUCCAGAUGCAAAGUUCCGAGUAGAUGUAUGUGCUCGAUCAAGGGACAUGUUCAAAAGAGUUCGUGGCGCAAUCUCGGUAUUGAACAAGAGCAUUCCGCGAGCAAGGGCAAAGGCCAGAAAAAAUGCCUCGAAAGAUUCAGCCAGCCAGCCAGCAUUGUAUCGCACUAACAUACUUUCAUGGUCAGAGUCUGAGUUGGUAUCUUGCCUGGACUACCAUGAGAAAUUCCUUCACUGGUAUUUGAGAUUUCUAUGUGCCGAAUUAUCACCUACUGCUUCUUAUCAGCGACAUAUUACAUCUCUCAAGAGCUUGAUAUCGAUAUUCCGUAUGGAAGGAGAACGAUCUAAGACUUGGGAGACAGCGGAUGACCAGCAACUAUUCUUCGACCAUUUCGAUGGGAAGUGGGCUCGAGUGCUCGCAGAUCUAGUAAUGGAUCCCUUCGACGAUGUCCGGGAGAUUGCCUCGUUAGCGAUGGCCCAGGCUUAUGCUGAUAAAAGAUAUCAAAAUUUUACUCUUAACUCUGCAGGGUCAGAGCAAAAACCUUCAAAGGAACUUCAGGAGCUUUUACACCGAGCUGAAAAGGUGUCAGUUCGGACUGCUAGAGCUGAUCACUCUGAUGGUGUCGCCAGAGCCUCACAGCUAGUAUACAAAUUUUUAGACACUGAAGAUGAGCGACUAGGACUUCUUUCAAAGCUUGUCGAUACACUACACCAAAAGAUUUCAAGAGCAGAGUCAGACUUGGGGCAAGCUGUUCUAGAUCAGCCACUACACAGUACGUUUGCAGCACUGGGCUUCACCUGGCAGGCUGUUUCUGAAAAGAAACUGUCGCAGUCUGAGGCAGACGCUGCUAUUGUACUGCAGGAGAGGAUGAUUUUUUGCUGUGAGCGAGUGUGGAGAGCUGUGCGCGAUGUUCUUUGCGAUGACUCUCCUGAAGGUCAUCUGCCUGAAGAGAUGGAAGACAUGGAAGGCCUCGACACAAAGGGUCUUUUGAGCUAUAGUUUCCGUGCUGUCCAUGAUAAUCUUAUGCGGACGAUUGUGCAGAGUAUGAGAAAUCAAUCCCGAGAGGGGCUCCUGACUCCAACGCGAAAAGCCUUUGAGGCCAUUGGAAAUUUAUCAUUUACGCAGCUGGCCAACCUAAGGCAUCGCGGCGCAUUCACCACAGUUGCUGCGACAUUUGCGACGUGCUGCCAGUUGACUAAACAUUUUAGUUCCUUUGAGGGCGAAGUAUCUCUGCUGGAGGGUUGGUACCAGGGCACCUUGAAGGAAAUCUUUAGCCAGAGAUCCACUACUCGACGAUCUGCUGGUAUACCGUCCAUGAUGACGGGAAUUCUAUCUGCGAAUGCAGCUAGCCCAUCAUUUGAAGAUGCCAUGGCCAAACUCAUCGAAAUUGCUAGUAUCGAGGCGCAUGUGGUAGAGACAGACGGAUCCAAUCUGCCGCAAGUUCACGCCUAUAACUGUCUCAAAGAUAUUUUCAAAAAUUCGCUGCUCACAUCCAUGGGCAACAAAUCUGAAAAGUAUCUUCCCCAGUGUCUCGAGCUGGCUGCUAGCGGGCUCCGGUCAGAGAUUUGGGCCAUCCGUAACUGUGGCUUGAUCUUUCUUCGCAGCUUAAUCGACAGUCUCUUUGGCUCUCAGGAGAGCAAAGCGAUGAUUGAAGCUGGCUGGGACGGAAAGGCCAACCGAAUCCCCUACCACCGCUAUCCUACCCUUCCGACAGUACUCGCAAGUCUCCUUAAAUCGGGUCAUACAAUGGUGACUUCAGCAAAUGCAACCUCGUCUGCCGAAUCUGUCUUUCCGGCCUUGGACAUUAUUCGUCGAGCAGGACCGCCCGAUCUACUGCGAGAUGAGAUCCAGAUUUAUGUUGCCGCCUAUCUCUCGAGCCCUGUAUGGCAUGUCCGUGAGAUAGCUGCCAGGACUCUCUGCUCUUGUCUAUUACACGACAAAUGGCUUAGUGUCGUCCAAGAUUUGCUUCGCAAGGCGUUGAAUGACAAAACUACCAAUAGCCAAAACCAUGUACACGGUGUUUUGCUCUCCCUCAAAUUCCUCAUUGAAAGAUUCAAUGAGGUGGCGCUGGAUCGCCUUAUGGCUGAUCUACCUGAACUGACGGCAUUCCUCGAAACAAGCCACAUUGACAGUCUAUACGUUAAUUGCCCAGACAUCAUUUCCGCGUACCUAGAAGUCGUCAACAUGAUAUGGAUAUCCCAAAUCUCCAGAGCUCAGUCCUUACAGCCAUCUAGCGUCAUGAUACCAACGAAGCAAGGGUCUGCGCUGCUCAAAGCUCAGAGUGCUAUAAGCAAAAUACUUUCCUCUUCCCAAGACAAGGAGGAGCCUGUUCAACAAGUAAGGAGUGUAUUAUUCGAGAGCCGCCUCGGCGCCGAUACCAUGGCUACUGCUCUGGAAUCAAUACCAAGACUGUGGCAUUCCACCUCGACUCCAAGCGAAAUCCGAAUUGCCCUGUGUGAUCUCUACAUCGAUAUUUGCCUCGGAACCAACUUUACGGAACCUCAAGUGGUAGCAAUUGAGAAUUUGGUAGAAUUGAUGAACCAGCUCAUUGCGGAAGACAAGCUCGACUCCUUGCCCGUAUCCUCUCUCAUGAAUUUGUGGAACAUUCUACCACAGCGCUCACUGAAUCCCUCUCUCUCCAAUGCGAUUGUGAGAGCCAGCGGCUGUUUAGUAGCCAUCGUGAACCACCAUCAACGCCUUCCGGCUACGGCGUUCCGGAAUUGGGGCGCCAUGAUGGCUGAUGCAGGCUCAGACGACAAGAGCUUCGAUACGCGCUUCGCGGCUGCUCAGUCUCUGUGCUCAUUUUUCAGCGUCUCCGGAGCAUCUUCCGCCCGCGAAGAAUAUCUCCCUGCAAUCAUUGUGCUAUACGAUACCUUGAACGACGACGACGACGAAGUGCGAGAAGCAGGGUCUGCCGCAGCAAAGAGCAUUCUUGGACAGAAUCUAGUACCCCUCGAAGCAUCUAGCCGUCUCCUUCAGUGGCUCAUCCAACAUUUCAGCACCAGUGCUGAUCUGAAAGCUAUUACCGCAAGCCGCGUCGCUGGAUAUCGUCACGACCAGGCGUGGACUUCACCCAGUGCUCACCUGGCUGCUGCUCUCAGGUCAGACGACUCUCUGUUCGCAGUCGAAGAGCAGAAUCUCUUCAUUGACGAGGUUCGCGAAGCCAACCGAUGGGCUACCGUCUUCAGGAAUCUCAAGUGGAAUGAAGGAAAAUCGGACGAUGGCGAGAUACUCCGCAAGCUGGAUGAAUGGCUUCUGGAUGGUCUAGCACAAAUGCAGCAACUCCUAGAGCAGGAAGACGGUCCUUUGGGCUGGGCUUCAAACCCAUCUGUCUUUGCUAUCUGUACAUCCAUUGUCCGUGGUUCUGUGGUAUUGAGCGAAAUGCACGGAAGCCCGAAAUUACGCCAAACCGUGGCACAAUUCAAAGAGUUACUGAAGUCGCCGAAUCAUCAUCACGUUUCGAAAUUACUCAUGGAACCGCUGGGCGAGCUAUUGAAGAAUAUAGAAUAG